AUGCCUUCACAUUUAGGAUCGCCAUUCUCAGCAGCAUCAUCUAAAUCAUCAAAGUCAUCUAAAUCACUUAUAUCAUCAUCUGGAACGAUUCCAAGACGAGUAUUGUCUGAAUUGCGAUCGCGUUCACACAACAAUAAUGCCAUCACAGUGUCAGUGUCAGUGACCACAACAGCUGGAGAAUUCUUUUCACCAACCUCUGCACAAGCCUCGUCAUACUUGCUUGGAUCUACAGUGACAACACCUAGAGAGCCAACACGAGGAGAAAGGCUUGAAGCUCCAUACAACAGAUUCGACGCAUUACCAACAGCAUCUCGACAAGCUACUAGUGAGUCGACUGCCUCUUACAAUGAACAACGUAACCGAAGGAUUACAAUACACGAUAUUACCAGCUGA
Molecule: messenger RNA, 393 nt
Organism: Mucor velutinosus
Lineage: Eukaryota; Fungi; Mucoromycota; Mucoromycetes; Mucorales; Mucoraceae
Exons: 2
Coding region: 1-393 (130 amino acids)
Source: RefSeq, a predicted model, not a curated record